CUUUCCAGCUGUGAUCUCCUCGAACCAUUCGCACAUUUUAUUGUAAGAUUAUAUAUUUAUAUUAACUCAAUAAAAUUAAUAACGAAAAUGUCAGAAAAUGAAAUUAAUGGCACCGAAGAGGAUGUUCAAGAUAAAAAGCAAAAAAAACUAACACGACACGAUGGCGGUGCAGCCGACCUGGAACGUGUGACGGAUUAUGCGGAGGAAAAAGAAAUCUCUGCAGCGCACAUAUCCAGCGCGGUGGAGCAAAUUGGCAACAAGCGCAGCAAAGAAGAUGAACGCAAGGUGGCUAAAGAGAUAGAGCUGCAGAAGGUGAAUGUUAAAAAAGAGGAUAUUGAACUGAUUAUGAAUGAAAUGUUAAUUACGCGCACUCAGGCAGAGAAAGUGCUUCGGGAACAAAGCGGCGAUGUAGUUGCCGCGCUGGAAGCAAUUAUUGCCAAUUAAAUCUAUGGUAAUCGCUACAUGAACCGCUUUAUAAAAUUGGAAUUUUCGGUAGCUUUAAUCCAUGUUUUGUAAAAAUAAAUUAAAUAAUUGAAUACGCCAAGUUAAAAAUUCCUAAA
Messenger RNA from Anastrepha obliqua, 560 nucleotides. RefSeq names its product huntingtin-interacting protein K. Lineage: Eukaryota; Metazoa; Arthropoda; Insecta; Diptera; Tephritidae. The coding region runs from base 88 to 444 and encodes 118 amino acids. Gene Ontology annotation, biological process: negative regulation of apoptotic process; protein stabilization. The transcript is spliced from 3 exons. The record is from RefSeq and is a predicted model, not a curated record.